Frankliniella occidentalis (western flower thrips) is the source of this 7060-nucleotide messenger RNA. RefSeq names its product SIN3-HDAC complex-associated factor. The record is from RefSeq and is a predicted model, not a curated record. NCBI's taxonomy places the organism in Eukaryota, Metazoa, Arthropoda, Insecta, Thysanoptera, Thripidae. Gene Ontology annotation, biological process: negative regulation of cell migration. The transcript has 7 exons. The coding region runs from base 731 to 1864 and encodes 377 amino acids.
CACAAAUAAAUUCCUCACCGGACGAACGUUUUAGAACCUUUGCCAUUGUUGUAUUCUGUGAAGAAAUUACGUUAGAAGUUCUGUGGAGAUCGGAGGCAUGAAAAGCAACCAAGCGUCCAAACAAACCUCAUCACGCAAAGAAAACGUUUGACGAUUUUGCGUGAAAGUAGCCAUUGAUUGCGUGUUUUACAACAGCCAGAAGGUUGUUCCGAUGAAUUGUCUUUAUGAGAAGUACUACUUUGUCUGUCUGCAAGUUUGCUUUUGCGGUGCAGAUGCUAUUCGCGAUGCCGCCACAUACGCUGCUGGCACGGCCUGUCAUGUCAUGUAGCAACUUCUCACCGAACAUCGUGGAACGAUUUCUCUCGGUUAAAUACUCUGUUUUCAUCCUUUUCCGCUACAAUUUUUGCAAUCUCUGUCGGAAGAGCACUUGUCACACGUUUCUUUAAAGUUUCUCUCUGAUUAAACUCCGUAUUUCGAUCUGCCCGGAUGACUGGCUAUGGCCUAUUUACGUUCGGCUGUCAGAAACGCCGUUCCUAUCUCUCUCUCUCUUCUUGUCAGUGUCAUCGCCGUGUCAGCGCGUCUCGCCGCCGCCCAGCCAGCAGCGCCCCUGCAGCCCCUGCAGCAGCAGCAGCAGCAGCAGUGCUGACGGAGGCCGUCGCAGCCCGCCCUGCCCUGCCCGACUCAGGUCGGCCGUUGAUUUUUUUCUGAAGAAAAGGAUAAAGGAUUCAAAAUGUUUAGUUUUCACAAACCCAAGGUUUACCGGUCAUCAGCUGGUUGUUGCAUUUGCAAAGCCAAGUCCAGCAGUUCCCGAUUUACAGACAGCAAGAAAUAUGAGGAAGAUUUCAUGGAAUGCUUCCGUUUGCCGGAACGUCGUUCAGGUGAAAUUUGUAACGCAUGUGUUCUGUUGGUGAAACGCUGGAAGAAGCUACCUCCUGACAGUGAACGCAACUGGCGCCAUGUUGUUGAUGCUCGUGCUGGACCAGGCACAAAGUCUCUGACUAAAUUCAAAGCCAAGAACAAGAAAAAGAAACUUAAAGCUGAAGGCUCUAAGAAGGCUGAAUCAGUGAAGAAGAAGCAUGUGUACGUGAAAAGUGCAGACCGUGACCGUAGCCCAACAACAUUUAGUGAUGGAGAGGAAAUGGAGGAGAAUGGCUUCAGUGGACCUCCAAGUUUGGCUCCAAGUCCAACACCUAGCGAAGAUGGAGAGGUCACUAUACCGACAGUGAAGAAAAGGCGCAAUAGAUCCCGGUCGCCACAACAUAAAUCUAGUUUGAAACAUCGUGGUUCUCCUGCUAUCAGCGGUUUUCUUGACAUGAAAAUUUGGAAAAGGAAACAAAUUUGUUGUGGUAUCAUUUUUCAAGGACCUAAUGGAGAGAUUGUGAAAGAUCCAAGGUUUUACAAACCAUGCCAUUUAACUAUGCCGAUAAAGCAAGAGGUUCAAGAAGUUGUGGUUGAAGAAGUAGUCCCUCAAGAACAAGAGAUCCCCAUGGAUAUUAUUGAGCAUAAGCCAGUCAUCGAGGAGCUUCAAAUUCAAGAGCAGGUAGAACUCCAGCCACCUCCACCUCUUCCUGUUUCUGUUUUAGCUGGAGCUUCACCCGAGGCUUCACCGCAUCAGUCUCCACAUCGCUCAGCACUUCCCAUCCUUCCUGCUCCUCAACCUCUAGCAUCAGUGAAAGUUAUUGCUGUAGCAAAUGCUGUUGCAAGCAAUCCUGCAAAAUCUUUCAGUGAUUCAAGUUCUGACUCUGGUUAUGAUGAGUCAUCAAAUCAAGGUGUUCAGGAAAAUGGGGCAGCUACACCCACUCACGAUCCUGCUGGUGACUUAUCCAAGCGGUGUCUUCAGGCUGUCGAGACAAAAGUGGUUUAACCUCUGUGUCUAAAUAGAUCUUUUUAAAAUCCCCUAUUUUAGUGUAAUUAAGGUGCACAUUGGCUGCAGGGCGGAAUGCGAUGUGCCAACUCGUAUCACAUUAUAAGUUGAGAACUUCCUAAUUUUACUUGAAGUAUUGAAUCUCCUUUGGAGUUACAGAAACAAGUGGUAAAGAAGCUCACAGACAAUCAAUUUUAAAGAAAAUUUCUAUGUUUGCCUCUCUCUUUGAGAGCAAACAAAUUAGUAAAUUAAGUGAUAGGGACACUUUUGUUCCUGUGAUUUUAUACUUUUACAAAGGUAUUAACUAUGAGGAAUUUUGAUAAAAUCUGUGAAUGGCUUUAACAUUAUAGUAUUCAGAGUAAUGUUUGAUUGUUAGACAUAAUUGUGAUUGUAGGUUGAUCCUGCUGCAUUUUAUGAAAUGUGAUGUAAGGUAAGAAAGACUUCUGUGGUGUGUGCAAUAAUUCUGAUUCCUGAUAGUUUGUGACAGGGCUUCCUGUGGUCCAGCACAACUAGUUUGCGACUAUGAGGAGGGUACUGAGUGCGUAGUUCUAUUGUAUGGCAGUCGCUAUCCCAACCCCAGCCAAUGUGUUCGAGAGAGAAGUGAGAUUGUGUUACUUGACUUAGUUAACUUCAAUUUUUAGUCCCAUUGUAGAGCAAUCGUGGUGGGUCCAAUUUUUGUCAAGAGCACAUAUUUCCACCUUCCCUCAUCAGCAGUUACAUGAUUAGUUGGAUUUUGUCACAAAUGUUAGGAGGUAUCAAUCUAGCUGUCAUACACGUCUAUUGAGUACUUAAUGUCCUAUGUUACAAGGUCAAAAUUUUCCCCGUGUGUUUAGGCAAUUUGUAUAGUACUACCAGCAUCAACAUGUGCAGGUGUUAAAAUAAUGUAAUCCAAUCAGGAUGCCACUGUCUUAUUUCUGAAUCUCAGAAACCAUGAGAUCUAGAGAGGACUCUCUUUUGUGCUCAGCUCUAACUUCCUAUAGUUAGUUGUUUUUAGCAAUACAGUACUAAAUGCAAGACAUUUUGUCAGUAAGAGUUGCUUGGCGAGAAAAACUUGCAUGUACUGAUCCUGUCAAUACCUCCCUGCUUAGUUGUGUAUUUUAGAGUUAAUGUUCUUGCAAUACUCAUUUAGCUUUGAUGUUGAUUCUAUAUGCUGAACAUUAAUCCUCUCUGUUUUUCCUCUGGUAUGGGAGAUUGCCGCAUUUAGACUCCUCUGCUGGAUCCAUCAUUAGUGGCAGCUUUCAAUGGCUCGUAUUCUUCUCUUUUCAUAUAUUUAUAACUAUAUAAACUAUAUACAUAUGCGUAGUUUUGUGGAGCUCUUGGUUUCCUGUCAUGUAGCUAUAACAUGGUGGCCUCCAAAUUUUUCUUGAUUUAUGUACUUGUUCUCUUUGGAAGAUAAGGGCGUUAAUGUCUUACCAUGAUUGGAAUGUGAGGUGCUCUUGAAUAGGCUACAGCAUAUCAGCACUGUAUCAUUAUUGCUAUUUUAGUAGAUCAAUGCCUAAGUACAUUACUUAAGUACUUUCCUCUCAAAUGUAGUACAAUUUAUUUCUUAUACCUUAUGUAUGAUAUGCUAAUACAAUUUUUCAAGUAUUUUAAAGUGAUUGAGCAUGGUGUGUUGUAGAAAUUGGUUGUCCAUUUUAAACACUUGUCAUUUUUCUUCCUGUCUUAAUUUGAUACAAUUUUUAUGGGGACUGUUAUGCCAAACAAAGGGGUCUUAAUCAACUUUUUCCUUGCCUUGUAAUUGGCAAAAUCUAAUGACCAAAGUAUGGUAGUAAUAUGGCAAGGUCAAAUUGAAGUGAGAAAUACUCGCUAUAUAUUAAGAAGGUCUUCUUUGGUGAAACCAGUCUUCAAUAUAACAUAGUUGAUAUUGGCAAAUAUCCAAAGAAUGUAAAAAUAAUGUGGCAUUUGAAGACUGAUGUGUGAGGCCAAACGAUGCCCACACUUAUUGUGGCUCGAACAAUUUAGACUUUUUUGUUUUUAAACAUUGCCCUCUUGUGAUGCCAUGCUCUUCUCAAGGCAAUUUUACGUAUUUAAAUUUGGACUGUUUCUAUCCUAAGUGUCAUUCUGAGAAAUUGAUAUGUGAGACUUAUGUUAAGUUUUGUAAGUCAACUGUUGCAUCGAGUUUUAGAGAAUACUUUUCCCCAAAUGAAAUUCUAAGUCUGUCUGAACUAAACUCAGUCAACGCACAGCUUCAUGAAGUAUUUAUAUACUUCUCUUUUCAAUAGUACAUCCUAUCAUCUCAAUUUUUAUUAUGUUUGGAUUAUCUAGCUCAUCUGGUGAAACAUCUGCUAAACAACUUUGUUGCAACAUGUUCUCAGUAGUGCAUUCAGUGGAAAAAAUGUUCUUCUCAUUUCAAUGAGCGUUCUGUUUUAAUUACAGUGAGACUUUGAUCUUGCUCAGAGAUCAGUUUUAGCACUGCAGACGUUGGCAUUUAUGUGUGGUGUUUGUUUUCCCCAUUUUUUCCCUUUUUUUCUUUUUAUUCAUUGCUCAAAUGUAAUAGCUUAGCAAAAGUAACGUUAACUUUUAUUCUUUAUUAUUCCAAUUAAUGACUUGUGGGUAAUGUUUCUAUUCCUCAGUUCAACUGAAAUUUCUUAUGGCUGAUUAGUUUUUGCUCAUUACCCGUCCCUAUGCAUUAUCACUUUCAAAGGGUCCACUUUCAAGUAGCUAGGCCCAUAUAACAAAUAGCCUGUGAAAUCCAGUGUUUCUUUAGCCCAGCUACUUACAAUUGAACCUAAUACUGUCCUGAAGGGAAUCAAAACUACUGGCUGAAUAGGAUUUUUAUCAAGAUCUAGUCUCAUUAACUUACCAAUUGAGAACAAUGCAUUGCUACUUUGUUAUGGAUCAUGUGUUUCCCAUGUGGAUGAGACUGAAGUAAGUCCACUUAGGAAAAUUAAAAUAACCAUAGAAUAAGAAAUUAACUUUUCCAUGUUGUACAAGUAUUAUUUGUGUGCCCUUAUGGUAAGUGUGUUUUAUGUCUCUUUAAAUCUUGUUUAAAAUAGCUAUUGUAUUUAUUGAUAAAAUGGAUUGCUGAUGUACCUUUCUGUGUGAUGAAAUGUAUAGGUCGCUGCAUGCCAUAGAAGAUACCACUACUAUGUAUGUGAUCUCAUGUGACCGGUUUUUAGGAAAUCUGGUCUCUUAUUUCAUAUGUAGAAUCCAACUGUACUAAAAAAAUCAUAUAGCUUUCAGCUUUCAAGUUUUGAUUUUACUAGAGACAUCUGUAUAUUGAAUUAUCACAAUUCUUUUAUUUAUUUUUUUAAGUUCUUGUUAUCUUUUCACCAGCUUGGAGAUUUUCCUAAGCUUUAGUGAAGUGUGACAAAAAUGCCUUGCUUAUAGUUGACAUGUACCAUAUAUCAUAUCAUUUGAAGACUGCACUCUUGGUUGAUAUUUCUGCUUUACUCACUCACUGAAGUUCGCAAAUUAUUUUAGAACUGUUAAAUCAUGGACUAAGGCUUCUCUGCCAAAAUUAACUGCAUUAUUGAUAAGUUUUGUUUGACAGUGGCUUUAACAAGCUUUUAUUUGGAAACUGUUUGUAUUUUUAAUGAAAUCAUUCCUAUUGAAUAGCAUAAAAUUUAUUUAUCUUCAUGAGUAGUAGGUAAUACUAAUUCAUACUCUCAUCCUGGUGUCACAUUAAUUGUCAAACACACAAAAGAUUUGAACGUUCUGCUCAGGAUUUACCUACUCUACUAGAAUGCUUGCCUCUUCCUUCUUUGCACAUACUAGAAACUUCCCUCUUAAUAUAAUGAAGAUUGAUUGCCAGGAAAAGAUCAAACUAACCACACCAGUGGUUGCACUAAUUAUGGGCUUUUAACUCCUUAUAAUUUUGCUUUUAGUCCUAUUCCUUGAAUGUUAAAAGCAAAUUUACAGGGCCGUGAGAGCAUGAAAACAUGAAAAAGUGCCUCCAUUUGUCUGAUUUGUUGUUUCCUUAAUAUUUUUUUGUUACUCUUGAAUGGCACGCUCACAAGACACUUGCUAAUCUCUUUAUCAUUGUCUAAAGAAUUAUUUUGUUUUUAAUUUGACUUCUAUGGUGCUCUAUGAAAUUGCUGCAUAACAAGACCUUUUGUAUAUUAGUGGUAAGCAAAGAGAUCUUUUAAUUAAUUUCUGUGUCAUCAUGACACAAAUGAAACCAUGAUAUGUAUAGACAAAUUUCCAAUUCUUUAUGUAAUAUUUGAUUAAGUAGGAUGUAUGCUGCAGUUAUGUUCUAAAUACAUUUCUAGCCAACAUCAAUAUCUGUCUUCUUCUUUUUGCCUCUCUUCAUUUUAUUUUAUGUUAUAAUUGUGUGAAAUCGUGAUUAUAUAUUUAUUUGAUCAAAAAGUCUCAGCAUAAUAAUUUAAGGUGGGCUUUAAUGUUAGGAUCCUACUGUGCAAUUUCAACGUUGUUUUCUUGUUUUUCUGUGCUAGAGAUUGAAGUUCCAUGAAGUAAAUCAUUUGAAACAAUCAAGAUGUGGCAUUACAUUUUAAUGUUUUGUUAUUGUUCAUCACUUCCCAGAAACUUUAUUUGAUUGGUUGAUCAUGCCAACUUUUUGAAUGACACGAAAUAAUAUAUUUUAUUUUAAUAUGAUCAACAUACAGAAAGUGUGGAAGAGAUUAUCAGUGUGCUUGUACAUAGUAAGUGAUGCGCUGCCUCUGUAAGAUAUCAUAUAUAUAUAAAUAUAAUUUAUAGACGUAUGUAAAUCUUACACACUGCCCCGAUCUCAGGUUUCUGGAUUAUUUUGUGUUAUCAACUGUUAAUGAAUUGUUACCGAUUUGACAAGCAGUAAAGACUUGGCCAACUGAACACACUCCAAGUGCCAAUUUUUAUGAGAUAUCUACUUAAAUGGUUCAUUAGAAAGAACAUUUGAGGUAUUUUUGAAGAGCUGCAUUUAUCAGUUAGACAAGUGGCAAGUAUGAUGUUGAUUCUUGUUUGAUGCCCUCGUCAUCUUAAAAGUAAAACUGAGAUUCUUAACUUGCCAAUAUUCUCAAGUACAAAUCUCAUUUAGCAGACCUCUUGUAGUCCUCAUUUCUAUUCAUACCUGGUUUUUGUGUUUAGAUGGCUGUUCUUUAUAGUUCAUGUCUUGGUAUCAAAUUGAGAAAUGAAGUAAACUCAUGAUUUUCUCCAUUAUAUAUUUUAUAUGUCAUUUAAUUACAUCAUUAUUUAAUUGUUUUUUUUUAUUUUUUGCUAGUGUUCUUUUUUGUUCAUUAAAGUGGAACUAACAUGAUGGGA